Porites lobata is the source of this 483-nucleotide messenger RNA. Lineage: Eukaryota; Metazoa; Cnidaria; Anthozoa; Scleractinia; Poritidae. The record is from the annotation of a GenBank genome assembly.
ACAACUCCUUAUUCAUCCAAACGUCAGGCCGGUCGACAUCAUGGUGGAGCGAGCACUGUAAACGCCACGGAAAGUGUUGCUACCAGCACUAAAGACAUUGUAACUACGGAAAUUCCUGGUGAUGAACGUCUCCAAAUCGGCCAUUAUGUUUCUAGACUUAACUCUUCCAUAAUUGGAAAAGAGUUCAACUUUGAUAAUUCAACUCUAGCUGUAAUAAGAAGAGUUCUUCGGGAUCAAACAUUCAAGCUAAAGCCAAUCGAGUCCAUUGAUGCCAAGACGCCAUUUUUUGAUCUCGUGACUCCUGUGACCGCGUGUUCGAGUAACCACUACGGCGAAUUCAAACCUCACAUGGAAGAUUUUAGAAAGAGUUUCCCUGGAACGAAAUGUUUUUUCUACGAUCUUGGACUAAGCGAUGAGCAGUUCAAUGAAGUUAAAAACAUACCUGACCUAGUGUACAGAAAAUUCAACUUUAAUGCGUAUCCU